UUAACGCGCUUUCGCUUCCGGAGCAGCUCCGUCCAUUUCUCCUGGCGGACAGACGAGGCGACUCUCCAUAAGAGAAACCAACCCAAACAGGUUUGUUUACAAGCGGACAGCAGGUGCGCUGCUGCCUCUGGCCCCAAGUCCACCAUGGCUCAGAACCAGGUGAUCCUGCAGUUCCGCUUUGCCACAUUUGGGGACUCCAUGCUACAGAAGAUGAACCUUCUGCGUCACCAGAGGCGCUUCUGCGAUGUCACGGUACGCAUCAAUCAGCUGGAGGUCCCUGGUCACAAGGUAGUGUUUGCUGCCGGCUCAUCUUUCCUGAGAGACCAGUUCAUCCUGCAGCAGGACUCAGGGGAGGUACAGAUCUCCAUGAUCCAGGAGGCGGAGGUGGGUCGGCAGCUGCUGCUGUCCUGCUACACAGGCCAGCUGGAGUUCCCUGAACUGGAGCUGGUCCACUACCUGACUGUGGCCAGCUUCCUGCAGAUGGGCCACAUUGUGGAGCAGUGCACUCAGGCCCUCAACAAAUUCAUCAAACCACAGCCUGCUCGCUCGCUGGAGGUGGAUGUGGAAGUGAGGAGGGAGAGGAGGGACGAGGGUUUAUCUUCCCAGCUUCAGAGAGAACAAGAGCGCUCUCAAACACAGACUGUCCCUCAGGAGGAGGAGGGGCUGGUGGAGCAGGUGGAGGAUGAUAACGAUAACGAUAAUGAUCAUGAUGAUGAUGACGAAGAUGAGGAAGACGACAACGACAUGGACGAUGAUGUGAUCAUACAGCCCAAGACGCCUCUCCAGACCGUGGGCAGACGUGCCCGGCAGGGUGUCGUGGAGAGUGACAUCACCAUAGUGAAAGUGGAGUCUGUGUCAGAUUUACCAGAAAACUCUAUUGCUGGUCACUUCCCGACCAGCCCCCCCGCUGCCCUCCACUCCCCAGAGCCCCAGCACUCCCUCAUCAACUCCACUGUGGACAGUCGCGGCGGUGAGCUGGCAGUGGCUCCCCUGCCCGGUUACCCUCUCAGCCCGCCUCCUUCGUCACCCCCUGCAGAGAAGCACAUCACCCAGGGCAGCGGGCACCAGAGGAACUACGACAAGCCGCUCCAGUGGUACCACCAGUGCCCCAAGUGUGCUCGAGUCUUCCGCCAGCUGGAGAACUACGCCAACCACCUCAAGAUGCACAAGCUGUUCAUGUGCCUACUGUGCGGCAAGACCUUCACGCAGAAGGGCAACCUGCACCGGCACAUGCGCGUGCACGCUGGCAUCAAGCCCUUCCAGUGCAAAAUCUGCGGGAAGACCUUCACCCAGAAGUGCUCCUUGCUGGAUCACCUAAAUCUACACAGCGGGGACAAGCCGCACCGAUGCAACUACUGUGACAUGGUGUUCGCUCACAAGCCCGUGCUCCGCAAGCACCUCAAACAGAUCCACGGGAAGAACAGCUUUGACAACGCCAAUGAACGCAGCCUGCACGACGGGGGGCUUGAUUUUGACUUUGGCCGAAUAUGAGACCUGUGGACCUUCUUCUUUUUUUUUUUUUUUUUUUUUAUAGAUCUGUCAUGUGCAUCAGUCACUCCAGUAGGCCAAAUUAUUAUUGUGUAAACUUGUCAACCAGGGGAGGCAUGGUUCAAAUCUUGAAUCAUAGUAUAAGAAAUUGAAUUAACACCACAAGAAAUUGCAAUGGCUUGUUAAGAAGCAGUGACAACACUUUAUGGGAAGAAUCAAAAAACUGAGAUUGCAGUAAAAGACACAAACAUAUGAAUGUCAUAUGCAGAGUAGUGAACAUCACAGUUUAAGAAUCUCCUCCAGGGAUGCACAGAGCCGAUGUAAAAGAUCAGCAACAAAAGGCCUGAUCACAUUCCAGUCAUUAUGAUUUUCCACUUCUGCAAAAUUCACAUAAAGAUCCGUUACCACAAAUCAUCACUUUCCACUGUUUGCAGUAAACAUUGUUGAGGAGAGAGGCACAUUGUUGUAAUGUCAGCCAACUAUGUGCAGUGUUUACAAUGCAAGCAUUUCAGCAUUUCAACAGUUUGUAAUAAUGACUGACAAAGAUCAUUAUUGGAAAGAGCCAUAAUGUAGGCUGCAACUGCUCAAUAAUUGGCAGAUACUAUUCAGUUGGGGAUAUAGAUAUUUCAAUGUAACUUCAUUCCAGGCUGCCCCCUCCGUACUGAGAAAGGUACCUGAUUAUUGUGGAAAAAGGUAGAGUUAAUAAGAGCCACCCACUGUCCUCUCAUUGGUCUUUUAAGUUGUCCAUCUUCAUUUUCCCCCGGGGGAAACACAUUUCGCAGGGCGGAUGUAAGUGGAAAUGAAAAUUCAAAAAUUCCCAACAGUCCACAGAAAUAGGAGGGCUUUGUUGAACGGGACAUCCCUAAUGUCAGCCUUAUCGUGAUUGGUUAAACUGGAGGACACAAGGGAACAUGAAGGGAAAGUGAUUUUCCUGGUUGAAGUUUCACUGUAGCUUCAUUAUCGUGGACCAAUUUUGGUUGAAUCAUUUUGUACAGACUAAUAAUUUUAGCUGCAAUAUUAGAUGCCUUCAUAUUAUACUUGAAAAUUCAGCACUGAAAGACAAAAGAAUAAUCACUGUAUAUUCUUAGUUUUAUUGAUGAAUUAACAUAACCUGUUCCUGUAUAGUUUGUCCAAUGAAAAAAGAAAUGUUGCAAGAUGAAAAAACAUCCGUUUGUAUGUUGUGGAUACAGUCUACUGUAGGCCUUUGUAGGAUAUCCUGUGAAUAUGAAUGACAUUGAUUUUUCAAGUAGCAGAAACUUGAGAGUGCGUGGACUAACAUAAAUGAAGGCAAGCUACACCAAGUUCUCCUUACAAUGAAAAACGGAAAGCCAAAGUAUCUCUACGAGCUGAAACACUUCUUUUUUUAUUGACUCAAAAUACUGAAUAGCUGAGGUACUUGGACCAAAAUGACAUUGUGUCUGUCCUAUAUUCAUUGAAGUCAGUGUGUGGUAUGAAUUAAAAGUCUACUAAACUAA
This is a messenger RNA of Myripristis murdjan (pinecone soldierfish), 2963 nucleotides long. It is a transcript of the gene zbtb26, whose product is annotated as zinc finger and BTB domain containing 26. The transcript has 2 exons. Bases 145 to 1491 code for a protein of 448 amino acids. Gene Ontology annotation, molecular function: protein binding; RNA polymerase II cis-regulatory region sequence-specific DNA binding; DNA-binding transcription factor activity, RNA polymerase II-specific. Gene Ontology annotation, biological process: regulation of transcription by RNA polymerase II. The record is from RefSeq and is a predicted model, not a curated record. NCBI's taxonomy places the organism in Eukaryota, Metazoa, Chordata, Actinopteri, Holocentriformes, Holocentridae.